Molecule: messenger RNA, 1947 nt
Organism: Theileria annulata
Lineage: Eukaryota; Apicomplexa; Aconoidasida; Piroplasmida; Theileriidae
Product: ATP-dependent RNA helicase, putative
Exons: 3
Coding region: 1-1947 (648 amino acids)
Biological process (GO): rRNA processing
Cellular component (GO): nucleus
Molecular function (GO): nucleic acid binding; ATP binding
Source: RefSeq, a predicted model, not a curated record
AUGGAAUCUGAUAAUACAGAUUCUGCAGAAGUUGAACUAACUUCUUACAAAUUUGAUGAUUUGGAUAUCAAUGAUAAGACUAAAAAGGUUUUAAAGGCUAAAGGAUAUGUAUACCUAACCAAAGUACAGAGUAAAGUGCUUCCUUUAGCACUUUCAGGAAAAAAUCUCGUUAUACAGUCCCCAACGGGAUCAGGAAAAACACUUUGCUUCUUAUUACCAGCAGUGAAACAUUUAUUUGAUGAGGGAUACAGCGGAAACCUACCAAUAGAUGCAAACCUUUUGGGUUGUAUCUGUUUGGCACCAACGAGAGAAUUGGCAAGCCAAAUAGCUUUACAGAUGAAGGACCUAGCAAACCCUCUAAAACUUAAUUCAGGAUGUUGUAUAGGAGGAGUUAGAGAUAAAUACGAUAAGAAAAAUGCUAACAGACUUCAUAUUCUGACUGGAACACCCGGAAGGAUACUGGCACUUCUAAGUAGUCAAUCAUUACCAGAGACACAUAACAUUAAAAUUUUAAUAAUGGACGAGGCGGAUAGAUUAAUUGAUGUUGGAUUUCGAGAUGAUAUAAUAAGCAUAGUUGAUUUUUUACCAAACGACCUCCAGUUUCUGUUUUUUAGUGCCACAAUAAAGUCAUCAUUAAAGGAACUCUGCGAUAUAUUGCUAAAGAACGUGAGCUAUGAACUUGUGUGCUUGGGCUCAGAUUCGGAUGGAAUAUCAGAGUCAAAUUUAAGGCAGGAGCUGGUUUUGAUGAGCCCAAAGCUUAAGCUUUCAGCGCUUUUUUACAUCCUGUCGAAUAACCAAAACAAGAGAAUCAUAGUGUUUCUAUCCACCUGCAAGCUUGUGAGGUUUUCCUACGAGGUUUUUAAACGCCUUAUUCCAGCUGUUCCAAUGACUGAACUUCAUGGGAAACAGAGCCAAAAUAAGCGUCUAACGCAGUUCACUAGGUUUGCAGCAAAACAAAACCACGGAUGCAUAUUCACAACUGACAUUGCAGCUAGAGGCAUUGAUUUCCCAGCUGUGGAUAUCGUAGUUCAGUUUGACCUGCCAGAUUCCUUAAACACUUACACCCACAGAGUUGGAAGAUCGGGACGUUUGUCAGUUGAAGGGUUUAGGAAUUAUGGGAGAACAAUUAUGCUAGUAUCUGAUCAUGAGUCUGACUUCAUUAAGCUGCUCAAAACUCACAGUGCCAAUAACAAUGUUAAGGGGAACACUGUAGUGCACGAUGUAAGUAAAUUAAUGGUUCCACUGAUAGAGAAGAGAGAAGGUUAUGUGACUAGAAAGUUGCAGGCAAUAUUGGCAAAAGAGAGUUGGAUUAAGGAAAUGGCACAAAGAGCACUGGUGGCACAUCUAAGAUAUGUUACGACUAGAAGCUUAUUACGCCCAAAUAAUAAUCAAAUCAUUGAAGAAAUUAACCAACUUUCAAUUUCUAUGGGUUUGCCAUAUUCACCAAACAUACAACUUACCAAUGGUAACUCUAACGAUACCGAGGUACCGAGUGUAAAGAAGAGUAAAUUGAGUAAAUUAAAGGAUAAAAUUAAGCAGAAAAAGCUUAAAAAUGUUAUUGAUACAGAGGAACUGGAUCAGAAAAAAGAGUCCGAUGAACAAGUUGAUGAUGUUUUGUAUUUGAGUAAGUCUUGUGUUAAUGAUGAUAUUGACUUGUACACUAAGUCUGCUAAAGACCCUGAACGUGAAGUGAAAAAACAGCUCACGAGUUCAAGGAAUAAGCUGAGGCUAAACAGAAGAGGAAUAGCUAAGAUUAGAGGUGUGGUUACACUUAAGGAAGCUGAGCAAAACCACGUGAUCUUCUCUGACGACGAAGCUGAGGAUGAAUCCGGUGACAAGUCUGAUUAUAUUUCAAAGCUACAGAGCGAAAUCAGUAAAAACGACCAGUUUGAUAAGGUUAACUACAACCAAAUUAAAAGAGAGGCUAAAAAAGCUAAACACUCCUAA